Molecule: messenger RNA, 792 nt
Organism: Rotaria sp. Silwood2
Lineage: Eukaryota; Metazoa; Rotifera; Eurotatoria; Philodinida; Philodinidae
Source: the annotation of a GenBank genome assembly
AUGGCUACAUGUGGUGAUUCCAAUGCACAGCAAUAUGUGCGAGUUUCUGAUAUUGCGAAGGAACCACAAAAGAUGCUCAUGCCAAUUCGUGGGUAUGAGAAAAUGCCGCCAGUAUCAUUGGAAGAGGCAGUCGAACCAUUAGUCUCGAUAUUGCCUGAAGUUCAAGAUUAUGCAUAUGUCGCAAAACAAAGAUGUGAUCCAGUACCUCCCGAUGGUUUAACAAAAGAUCAAUCGGCUUCAAUUAUACUGUAUACAAUGGAAUGGGAGCCAAAUGAAGAAUGUUUAUACUUCGCUUUAAAUGCAACACUUCGUGCUGAAGACAGGCGAAAACUAAAACCAUGGUUUUCGUAUUUGAAACUCGUUCUUACAGCAUUAGCACAAUUGCCAGGUAAACGACAGACUGUUUAUCGUGGAGUGAAAAUGGAUUUAAGCAAACAAUAUCCACUCGGAAAAACAUUUGUUUGGUGGGGAUUUUCUUCAUGUGCUUCAAAAAUGGGAGUACUUGAAAAUGAACAAUUUUUGGGCAAAUCUGGUAACAGAACAAUGUUUACCAUCGAUAGCGAAAGUGGAAGAGAUAUUAGACGUCAUUCCUACUUUCAAUCGGAAGAUGAAAUCCUUCUUCUUCCUGCUCGACAAUUUGAAGUAGUUUCUUCAUUGCAACCAGCAUCUGGUCUUCACAUGAUUCAACUCACAGAAACUGCAUCUCCAAUUUCCCUCUUACAACUGGUUCCAAAUGUUUCUAAUUCGAAGGAAUCAUCGACAAGUAAGACGAAAGUUUUCAUGUAUUCUUGA